This is a messenger RNA of Coregonus sp. 'balchen', 8081 nucleotides long. The record is from the annotation of a GenBank genome assembly. Lineage: Eukaryota; Metazoa; Chordata; Actinopteri; Salmoniformes; Salmonidae.
AUGUCGGUUGUGUUUAGAAAUGCCAACGGGUUGCUGUUGGACGCUUGUUCACUUGUCGAUCAGGGUGUCCAACUAUGUACUUCGGAGAGAAAAUCAGCCAGUGGAAAGUCGUAUUUUAAAUGUUGUUUUAAACAUGAGUGUUUUCAGAUUUUAAAGUCUCACGUUCGCGUUAAAGACUAUUGUACUGUGACCACAAACGACAGUGCCGUCUCGGACGCAGUGCUACAGAGGAGUGAGAAUAACACUUCAGUGGAUUGUAAACCGUCAAAGGUAAAUGGCGGGGGGGGGCUGUCUAUUUCUUUAUAUGUAUGUACGUCUCAAAUCAAAUAAGUGUCACAUGCGCCGAAUACAACAGGUGUAGACCUUACAGUGAAAUGCUUACUUACAAGCCCUUAACCAACAAUGCAGUUUUAAGAAAAAUAAGUGUUAAAGUAAUUACUAAAAUAAACUGAAGUAAAAAAUACAAAUAAUUAAAGAGCAACAAUAAAAUAAUUGUAAUGAGGCAAUAUACAGGGGAUACCGGUACAGCGUCAAUGUGCUGGGGCAAAGUUAAUUGAGGUAAUAUGUACAUGUUGGUAGAGGUAAAGUGACUAUGUAUAGAUAAUAAACAGAGAGGAGCAGGUCAAUGCAAAUACUCCGGGAAGCCAUUUGAUUAGCUGUUCAGGAGUCUUAUGGCCUGGGGGUAGAAGCUGUUAAGAAGCCUUUUGGUCCUAGACUUGGCUAGACAUGUCUGUCUGGAGAGUGAAGCUAACUUGCUGGCCUGCCAGGUAAUAUUGCCUUGAAACUCGUUUGCAGCAUUUGUUUUAACCACUGAUCUUUGAUUUAUUCAAUCCUACAGAAAAGAAAACGCAAUGAUCUGAACCAAGGAGAAAUUGAUUCACUGGCCUUCCACCACAAGGUAAUCUUAUUUGUUUACCAUUACUUAGUUUACCCAUUACCAUUACUCACAGACUUUUAAUUGUUGACCACUGCUUAUCAUUGUGUUAUGACCAGAUCAGGUUUGCCAUUUUGGAGGGGACCAAAUCCUUGGUGGAUGCUGGGCUCUCCUGUGGGUACCUGAGUGAGGCCAAAGAUGCUCAGGAGGAUCCCCUGCCUUCCCAGGAAUGUAACCUGGCAGCCUUGUGUGACAUGGCUAAAGAGCUCCCUCUAGUGAGUGAACAUGGAGAGGACCCAGUUCAGUUCAUUGGGUCUGAGGAUGGCUGCAGUACAACACACCUUGACCUGUUCACACGGAUCACAGAGAAUUGUAUGGACUGUGCCAUGGAGGUGACGCUGAUGGGAGAGAAUUACAUUAUCCCACCACGAUGUGCCUUCCUGCUCUCAGAUUUUGCCAGAAUGCAGCCCCUGGUUGGCUGUGAGUGUGUACAAAACCUGAUCAUGAUAAACAGCUUACUUUUGCUGAUGUAUGUUUUGUUAGUGCAGAAAUACAUUAUCUUUAUAAAUCAUUACAACUCUAAAAAUGUGUUGAGGAAUCGAGUGGCGAGAAGGCAAGGCUUCAGUGAACUAAAUAAGGAUCCUCUCUGCCUGUGUAGGCCUAUGUCUUAGAGCAGGGUUUCCCAAACUCGGUCCUGGGCCCCCCCGGGGUGAAUAAUUUUUCCCCCCCUAGCAUUACACAGCUGAUUCAAAUAAUCAAAGCUUAAUGAUGAGUUGAUUAUUUGAAUCAGCUGUGUAGUGCUAGGGCAAAAACCAAAACGUGCACCCAGAAGAGGCCCCAGGACGAGUUUGGGAAACCCUGUCUUAGAAAAUGGAUUAUUUUGCAGAUGGAAAGUUGUUCGACCUCAUUGUCCUGGAUCCUCCAUGGGAAAACAAGUCUGUCAAAAGGAGCGGCAGGUUAGCUUAAAUGGCAUUCUCUUUCAGUGUGAUUUUAUUCCAAGCAACAUCCACUGCAAUGUAUGACUCUGUGAACCUCCAAUUCUGUUUUGACCAUAUUGUGUAUUUCUCCUGUUGACCUCUAGGUAUAGCUUUCUGCCCUCCUCCCAGCUCAAACGGCUCCCUGUCCCCCUGCUGACCUCCACGGGCUGUGUGGUGGUCACCUGGGUGACCAACAGGCCCAGCCACCUGCGCUUUGUCAGGGAUGAGCUGUACCCACACUGGGGCGUGGAGGUGCUGGCAGAGUGGUUCUGGGUCAAGGUAGAACACAAAGGAACCUAGAAUUGAUCAAAGUCAUUAUUUAGUUUAAAUGACACUAAUAAAUGGUGGUGGUAAAAAGUGGUCAUGUUUCAUCUAGGACCUCUAACGUUGUUUGUUUCAGAAAUUAGCAAUAUAAUCUUUAUGAACAUUUGCAUACAUUUUCUCUGAUGUAUUGUCUGUGUUUUCUCCCUCAGGUCACCAGGUCAGGGGAAUAUGUGUUUCCACUGGACUCUCCACAUAAGAAGCCUUACGAGGUGUUGGUACUUGGUCGAUAUCGUGGGUGUGGACACCACUCACCCAGGUGUGACAAUGGAUUACAUUUUUCACAUGAAUUGCUUAAAGGCCUGGUGCAGUCAAAAAUGUGAUUUUAUAUAUACAGUAUUUCCACACUGAGGUUGGAAUAAUACGGUGAAAAUGAUAAUGCCCUUUUAGUGUAAGAGCUGUUUGAAAUUGCACUGAAAUUUCAGCCUGUUUUGGUGGGAUUGAGUUUUGUCCUGUCUGGUGACAUCACCAGGCGGUAAAUUAGUUAAUAGACCAAUAAGAAAGAGUUACAAACCUCUCUGCCAGUAACAGUUAGUUUUCAGUUUUCCCCUCCUCACUCAGAACACUCCCAGACAGUCUUAGCAAAAUUCUUGCUUGAGAAAUUGCUCUUUGCUAAGAAGCUAUUUUUGUUUAUUUUUGACCAUUUUAAUUAAAAACAAUCACUGUAAGGUACUUAAUUGUUACCCAGAAAUGAUUUAAUAUUGAGAGAAAAACAGCUGUAUUGGACCUUAAGUCUUCUGUGUAUUUUCUUUCAUUACUGGAACAUUUGAUCUCUUCCAAAACAUGAUGUGCUUUCUCCAUCUCCUUUACAGCUCUCUGAGGAAGACCGAGCUCCCUAUGGAGGAGCAGCGUGUGAUUGUCAGUGUCCCAUCAGCCCUACACUCCCAUAAACCUUCACUCUCAGGUCAGUAUUCCCAACACGUCCUGGUUCCACCAACACGUCAUAAGUAUGUCAGUGUCAUAAGAACGUAAUGUGGUAGACAAGUGCGUAGGAAUGAAUUAAUAAAGUUCCAGUAAUGAAAUUCAUAAUUGGAGAAAUAGUUCAACUGAACAGAGUUUCACCACUAGAGGGCAAUGCUGUGACAUAAGUGACCGCGAUUGCUGCGUUUUGACCUGGUUCUAACUAUCAGUGCUCUGUUCUGACUCUCCCUCACUCACUAAAAGCACAAGACAAUGCCUUGCUAUUAAACUGAAGGACAUGAGCUGCAGGGUCUGUGCUCUAACCUGUUCCAAUGGCUAAUUGUAAACACAGUUUGUCACGAUGUGCUGCAUUAUACACCCAUGAAUUGAAUUCACGCCCUGCGACAGUUUACAAAUGCCUGAUUGAAACUUAAAACACUUCUGUGGUGUGGUUGUCUGUACGGUCUGAUUUGCCUUUGAUUGUUAACGAGUCAAACCUUUGCUCUGAUCCAUACAAUGUUGUUUAGAAAGCAAUGAUGAGACCUUGAAGACAAUGAUUAUGUAGAGUCUAUGAAUGAGUGGGGCUUGACAUCAACUCUCUGCUUCUUCAGGGAAAGCGAUUUAUUGCGCUUUUUAUUUACUUGGGGAGGAAGAGGUUUGUCAGUGCCCUGUCAGCUGAAUAUACAAGAUGAUUCUGGGAAAGUGGCAUGAUAUUCUGAGAUUUAAAUUCAUUAUGACUACAUUGUAGAAGUCUUGCGCUUUAACUAUUGGGUUGAGAAUAUAUUAUGAGUCUAGUUACUCUUUGUUUCAUAGCUUUGUCUUUUCAUUGUUCAAAUAAAAUAAUUGAACACUAUCUUUGGCAAGAGUUGCAGCAAAACAGUGUGAUACUCAGGGAAAACCCAGACAUGCGUAGACCUGCUCCAUAGUAUAGCAGGAUAAAUAGUUUUUUCCCAGCCAUGAUUGAUAAGUCAACUGUCUAGUAUUUCACACUUGCCAAGUAACCAUCAUAAUUUGAGCCGCUGUCAUUCUGAAUUUUUGUGUUUUUAUAUAUCACUUUUUGGUGACGUCAUCCCCUUCUCAUCCCUGUCUCUGGCCUUCCAGCGAAUCCCCCUCCAACCCCUCUGAGUAGCAGGGAGGCUGUGGUGGGAGUGGGCGUGGUAGAACGCAGUGCUGCUGGGAUGAAAUGUCAGAGGAGCUGGUCCCGCAGAGAGGUGCCACGGCACAUUAAAAUAACCCAUGAUAAAGAGGCAUAGAACGGACCUUUUUUGAUCCUGAAAGGUUUUAUCGACCCGUUGGCAAAAAGGAACAUCCGGACGUGGGCAUUAAUGCUGAAUAUUCACUCUGUAGUACCCAGGGGCGGGAAAAGGAAUUAGGCUGCUGUCCUUUUCUCACACCCCCUCUGGUGGAUUCUUAUGCAACAGCUUGAAAUGGUGAAUAUCAACAGUGCCAAGUCUCUAAACCACCCCCCUCUAAAACACGAUGAAGUCCUCUUCCUCAGUCACUGUUACCACAGGGCAUUAUCCCUGUUAGGGGAUUGGAGCACUAGUGGUGUAUGCAGUCCAUGUGUUUGGAUGUGCCAGGUCUGGAGGCAGUGGCCAACUCCUUACCCCUGACCUCGGUAUGACAUCACAGCGGAUGUCCUAAACACAGAGGGCGGAGCGGAGAGUGACCCUGUGAUCCGAUAGCUCUCUACCCCCUCUCCCCCAGUGACAUCAGACGUGCGUGUGUGUGGCUGCAAUAGGGGCGCAGAGGGACACCAACGCUCUCUCUCCUCCGCAGAGAUCCAAACACAUCCUCGCCAGAUGGCCGAAACUACAGAAAAAAAGUGUUUAUGCUCCUCGGAGUGUGAAUAAUCUGUUUGCUUUUAAUUGCGGCUCCUAAAAACUUUGGUAAUUGGCUAAAGUUGAAUAUCAUCCUCCCAGCAUUGUAUUGUAAUCAGCGGCUAAUUGGCUGUGCCCUCCUCAUGCCCGCCCGAUGCACUGGCACCCAGCCAGCGUGUGUGAGAUUCUAAUUGACUGGUGAAAAGUUGUGUUACUGUUAAACUCAGAGCAGAACCUGAGAUAUUGGUGGGUGAUUUUAUAUUUGUCGUAUUUCACAUGUACAAGUGUGUGUGUGUGAUUCGGAAAAGUUUUUUUGCAUAUCCCAACUUGACCCUGGAGCAAUUAGGGUUAAGUGCCUUGCUCAAGGGCACACUGACACAUUUUUCAUCUUACCGGCUUCAACCACUAGGCUAGCUGCCGCCUUGGGGAGGUGAAAGGCAGGGAAAAUAACUUUACUCACUCACAGCUGGAGGGGCUGAGUAAGGUGAUAUAUGUACAGUAUUCCUACACACAUUUCCACCACUUUUAGCCAGUGGUGUAAAGUACAUAAGUAACAAUACUUUAAAGUACAACUUAAGUAGUUUUUGGGGGUAUCUGUACUUUACUAUUUAUAUUUUUGACAACUUUUGCUCUACUAUAUUCCUAAAGAAAAUAUGUACUUUUUACUCUUUAUACAUUUUCCCUGACACCCAAAAGUACUCGCUAUAUUUCGAAUGCUCAGGCAGGACAGCAAUAUGCUCCAAUUCACGCACCUAUCAAUAUAACGCGUUGUCAUUCCUACUGCCUCUGAUCUGGUGGACUCCCUAAACACAAAUACUGCGUUUGUAAAAAAAAUAAUCUGUGCCCGUCUGUUCCUAAAUACAAAAAAAGAAAUAAUCAUUGUGCCGUCUGGUUUGCGUAAUAUAAGGAAUUUGAUGUAUAGCUUUUACUCAAGUAUGACAAUUGAGUACUUUUUCCACCACUGUAGUUAAGUACAUUUAAAACCAGAUAUUUUUAGACUUUUACUCAAGUACUAUUUUACUGGAUGACUUUUACUUGAGUCGUUUUAUAUUAAGGUAUCUUUACUUUUACUCAAGUAUGACAAUUGAGUACAUUUUCCACCACUGCUUUUAGCAAACACUUUUAUCCAAACCGAUUUACAAUACAGUGAGAUAAUCAAUAUUUAUGUUCCCUGUGAGACUUGAUCUUGGCGUUGCUAGGGCCACGCACUUACCAUCUGAGCCACACAGGACCGCACACACUGCAGUUUAUUAUUUGUGAAUGUUUGUGGUUUUAUAACCUCCAUCGCUCAAAGUAUUCAUUUCCUGAGAUGCCUCACUUUCAAAAUGAAUGGGUUGCGAUCAGGUGGGGCAGUAGAACAGCGCUGUCAUCAAUACCCUUAACCUGGCUGUCCCAGGAUCAGUUUGACAGGGUGUGUCCCAAACGGCACCCUAUUGCUUAUUUAGUUCACUACUUUUGAUGAGUCCUGGUGUAAAGUAGUGCACUAAAAUAGGGAAUAGGAUGCCAUUUGGGAUUUACACAGAAUGUGCAGGGUCUAAACUCAAGGCAGCAGUACUGAGAUGACUGAGAGAAACAUCACAUAGAGCUACGUUGAGCCGCCUGGCAAGUCUCCUGCCUCUUGUGUCUUGCCUUGAGUUUUGAGAUAAUUAGACCUUUUAUUCCCUCUCCAAACUUUGAGAGCUGAGUCACCGAUCAGAGUGGUUCUUCUGUGUUAGUCUGUGAGGUUUUCAUUUUUGGCCUCCCCCCCCCAACGUCUUUCUGACGUGUUUCGUAAGAGAGUGUGUAGGCUGGGCAGGUUUAGGGGGAUUGAGGAGGGGGGUGGACGGGGGCUUAGACUCUGGGGUUUUGGCGCUCAUUAACCCGCCUAGUGUAGGGUGAGUGGCAUGUGUGAGCGGGGCGUGAGCACGCAUGUGAAUGAGCAGACAGCCCCAGAACAGGGGCGGAGAUGAAGUGAACCCUAUUGGUCAGGAAUGCUGUUCCUGGAAAGCCAUUGUUCCUCCACUCAAGGACAGCCAGAAUGCCCACACGCGAAUCCAGCAUUCAUUGGCAAGCCAGACAUAAAGCCCCCACUCCCCCUUCUGCACCAACUAAAUACCCCCAUGGAAAUUACAAAUCUGAGCAGGAUCUGCCUAUCAGAAUAAUCUAUUUUUUCGAAUCUUCUCUGAGGACAUCUAAAAAUGAAACCAUAUUUUUCUUGAACUCCCAUCCUCUUCUUCAUUGACAGAUAUUAGAAUGUGAGAUAGAUGAGUGGAAUAGAGUUCAGAAACUGAGUGACAGAACUGGGGAUCGAACCUGUGCCUCAAGGGGUACCUGCUGUCCGCAGGCGGCAGCACUACCAAAACACCAGCCCUAAGCACUCUUCUAUUUCUUUGUUUCCCUCCACAGAGGUGUUAAGGCCGUACGUGGGUGCUGACGCCCAGUGCCUGGAGCUGUUUGCCAGAAGCCUACAGCCAGGAUGGACCAGCUGGGGCAACGAGGUGAUCAAGUUUCAGCAUGUCAGUUAUUACACCGUGGAGCCUACAGACAAGCCCACAGAUGAGCCUACAGACGAGCCUACAGACAAGCCUACAGAUACGACUACAUAAUCCUAACUUGAAGAGCCCUCUCCUCACUUCUCUCUACCUCCUCCAACACCGGACUAAUCAUCACAGUUUAAUAGCAUACCGUCGAAGCUUUCCACAUCAAAAUCCCAUUUCGUUUUCAUAAAGUCAAGGAGCCCCUGAAAUCUCUCCAUCUCCUUUGAUCUGUUAUUUUCUUUCAUUUGGGACUCUUGAUUUGUGUUUCUGGGUCGUAGUAUGUUGGGGGGUGGUGACUCACCGAGCCGGUGAUGCGAUGGAGGGUAGAUGAAAGUGCAUUGCUCCGGAGCUCAGAUCAAGGUUGAUGUUUCGAGCUGAAGCUAAUAGCGUAUAGCUCUGUUAUGUUCAGACACACAACUGUGUGUUACCUCAGAGCGGUGUGUUGUGCAUUGAUGAUGGAGCAUUGCUGGCAUAAUGUCUGGUUGAAUAAUUAUCGAAGUGUACGUACGUGGUUUUAUAAUGUGCUGAAAUGUGUUAGGUAAUGUGGAUCUAUUUAAAUCGAAGAGUUGAAUAAAGAAACCAAACUUUGUGGUGAGUUUUGUAUCAGUCGACCCAACCAGCCAUAGAUGGUCAUAGAUGCUCUGAUUGGCCAUAGAUGCUCUGAUUCUGUGAG